CACAUUACGAAAGCGCUCAAGAAAAGAUGAAGGUCGCAAUUGUUGGUGCCACGGGAGAGACUGGACGAUCUAUUGUGGAUGGACUCGUCAACUCAGAUGUCCAUUUCGAAAUCACCGCUUUGGUCCGCCCAUCAUCAUUGGAGAAGCCAAGAGUCCAGGAUUUGAAGGCGCGAUCCAUCCAUAUUGUCUCAGCCGAGCUUCAAGGUCCGCAGGAUGAGCUCAUCAACAUCCUGAAAGGGAUCGAUGUGGUUAUUUCUGCCAUUCACUACCAGUCGCUUUCGGACGAGAUUCCUUUGGCCACUGCUGCUAAAGUAGCUGGAGUAAAACGAUACGUGCCAUGCUUCUUUGCCACGGUUGCACCUCGAGGAGUCAUGUACCUGCAUGACUUGAAGGAAGAUAUCCUCGAUCAUAUCAACCGUUUGUACCUUCCUUACACAGUGAUUGAUGUGGGCUGGUGGUACCAGAUCACCCUUCCCAGGGUACCAUCUGGUCGCUUCGAUUAUGCUCUGCUGGCACCGAACAACACUGUAUUCGCUGGCGGAAACGUUCCUAUUGCAUUCACAGAUGUGCGUGAUAUUGGGAAAUAUGUGGCUAGAAUUAUCAGCGAUCCACAGACACUCAACAAGAAAGUAUUCGCCUUCACCGAGACCAAGACCCAGAAACAAGUGUUUGAGCUGGUUGAAAAAGUGAGCGGCGAGAGGCUGGAGAGGACUGAGGUUUCAGCAGCUGAUCUUGAGCUGAAGCUCAACGAAGUCAGAAAAUCCAACACUCUCGACCAGAUGCGAGCAAGUUAUGAGUACUGUAACUCGUGGGGUGUACGUGGCGAUAACAGCCCAGAUCAUGCCAGGUAUUUGGGAUAUCUUAUCGCCGAGGAUCUGUACCCUGGUAUCAAGGGCCGAAGUCUUGAGAGCUUCAUUCGGGAUAUUGUGGAUGGAAAAGGUAAGAAAGUGUAUGUCUGAUUUGUGAAUAACAGAGCCUCGGGUAUCUCAAGGAGUGAAACUGAGAUGAGUCUUAUCUCGAAACAAUCAAAUUGAAAGCCAAAUGCCCAUCCUAGUUAAUAUUCAAGCCCG
Messenger RNA from Ilyonectria robusta, 1070 nucleotides. RefSeq lists its product as uncharacterized. Lineage: Eukaryota; Fungi; Ascomycota; Sordariomycetes; Hypocreales; Nectriaceae. The coding region runs from base 27 to 959 and encodes 310 amino acids. The transcript has 4 exons. The record is from RefSeq and is a predicted model, not a curated record.